Messenger RNA from Eremomyces bilateralis CBS 781.70, 5335 nucleotides. RefSeq lists its product as uncharacterized. The transcript is spliced from 3 exons. Gene Ontology annotation, molecular function: 4-alpha-glucanotransferase activity; amylo-alpha-1,6-glucosidase activity. Lineage: Eukaryota; Fungi; Ascomycota; Dothideomycetes; Eremomycetales; Eremomycetaceae. The record is from RefSeq and is a predicted model, not a curated record. Gene Ontology annotation, biological process: glycogen catabolic process. The coding region runs from base 435 to 5156 and encodes 1573 amino acids.
CCCUCUGCUUGAACAAUCGAGUUCGACUUCUCACGGUUCUCACUGCAGUUCAUUGUCAUGGUUGCAUUGUUUGUCAUGUUAAGUUCUCGUAUUGCUAAGUACCACCGAAACCUGCUUGGCCAAACAAUGCAAUUGAACCACCAUUGUUCCACCAGAGUUUCCUCCAACCUGUAGUGCACAUCACGAGCCUCCACCAACUAUUGUUCUUGUACAUGCUCUGCAUGAGUAGAGUAACUCUUCUUCCAAAUCUUCAGCCUUCUGACGCCGAUCGAAGCAUCACGCGUCUCGAAUUUUCAGUUCAAUUGGCUUGUCCUUUCGCUCUCGUCCAAUAUUAACAUCUCCCCCAUUUUGCAGAGCAUCUGCAUCGGACUGGACCGAAAUUGCAGCGGUUGAUCACCCACUUAUCCUUGGUCGAGCUUGUCUUCUUCAUUAUAAUGGCUUCUCCUCAGCGCGUUCACUGUCUGAACCUCAAAGAUGACGGCUCGCCAAAUAUUGGCGGAACGUACAUAUGCCUUCCGCCGCCGACAACACCCGCCUACCACCUGCGCUUUUCGAUCCAAGGAACAAGCUCCGUCUGCCAGCGUGGCAGCUUGUGGUCCAAUAUACCAGGCAUUGGGGAGACGUUUCAGCGGGACCAAUUCCGGGAGUUCAAGUUGGAUCCUGACUUCAACCGCAACAUUGAAAUCGACUUCACCAUCACGCAGCCUGGAUCUUUCUCCUAUUACAUUACCUAUUCACCGUUGCCUUUAUUUUCUCUCGGCCCCACGGAAGCGUCAAAACCCGCCCGAACGCCCGAAUAUUAUAUCGAUGUCACCCCGGCGCUCACACUUCGGGGAAACCCCCUACCUUUGGACUCACUUUCCAUCAUAUCGUGUUUGUCGAAGUUCAUGGGCCAGUACCCUUCCGAUUGGCAGAGCCAUCUUGGUGGGAUCAGUGCCAGGGGGUAUAACUGCGUCCAUUUCGCUCCAUUAAUGAAGCGGGGCGAGUCGAACUCUCCCUACAGCAUGUACGAUCAGCUCGAGUUUGACCCGGAGUGUUUCCCCCAUGGGGAGGCCGAUAUUGCUGAUCUGGUUAAAACGAUGCAUGAUGACAAUGGCUUGUUGACACUCUGUGACAUUGUCUGGAAUCAUACUGCCAACAAUAGUCAGUGGCUCGAAGAACACCCUGAGGCUGGCUACAAUGUGGUCACGGCACCGCACCUGGAGUCGGCUCUGGAGCUGGAUAAUGCGUUGCUCGACUAUAGCAAAUCGCUACGAAGCCUUGGAAUGCCCACUGAGCUCCAGACGGUGGAUGAUUUGCUCAGUGUCAUGGAAGGAGUGAAGACUUACUGUAUUAGCGGAAUCAAGCUAUGGGAGUACUAUGUCCUCAACCGGGAUCGUGACGCCGAUGCAGUUGUCAACGCAUGGGUUUCAGGCAAGGCAAGCAUUUCCAAAUCGAUAACCAGCAGACCUGGGUAUAGCCAACCUGAGCUGCUCAAGGAUCAAUCUUUGAAGUGCAAGGCAGAUUGGCUCAUUGACAAUUGCUUGGAAGGAUCCGAUCGCAUGGGAGAGCGAUUUCGACGUCGCAUCAAUCCUCAGGCAGGCGCAUUUUUUCUGAAUGCGCUCAAGGGCCGCUACGAAAAUGGGAAAUCCGAAGCAGCUGCAAAGGAGGAGCUACUCCAAGUCACCGACGACGUGAAACUGAUGGUUGAUGAAGUUAAUCUGCAGUUCUACAAGGAAUACGACACCGAUUGCGCCGAAAUUAUGGAACAACUCUUCAACCGAACCAAAUAUACGCGUCUCGACGACCACGGUCCGAAGCUUGGCCCGAUCACUCGACAGAAUCCACUGAUCGAAGCUUACUUCACUCGCUUGCCCCUGAAUGAGACAACCAAGAAGCACGAUCUAAAGUCCUUAGCCCUUGUCAACAAUGGAUGGAUUUGGGCUGCCGAUGCCUUACGGGACCACGCCGGGCCAAAGUCUCGUGCUUAUCUUCGGCGAGAAGUGAUCGUAUGGGGAGAUUGUGUCAAACUCCGAUAUGGCAGCGGCCCGGAAGACAACCCUUACCUCUGGGAUCGCAUGGCGCGAUACACACGGCUGAUGGCCAAACAUUUUCAUGCGUUCCGCAUCGAUAAUUGCCACUCCACUCCGAUCCACCUCGCUAGUUAUAUGCUGGAUGAAGCUCGAAAAGUGAGGGAGAACAUCGCCGUGUUCGCGGAAUUGUUUUCGGGGUCAGAACAGAUGGAUUCCCUGUUUGUCCAGCGUUUGAACCUCAAUGGUCUGAUUCGGGAGGCUAUGCAGGCAUGGAGUACUCAAGAAAUGUCCCGCCUAGUCCAUCGACACAAUGCACGACCUAUUGGAAGUUUCGACGUCGACGAUAUCGUGACAAAUGACCGGUCCAAUGGACUACAAAAUGGCACCACUUCCAAGCGAGAGACCGUUCGGACCGUUAGGGCAAGCACUGUGCAUGCGCUGUUCAUGGACUGCACCCAUGAUAACGAACCCCCAGCAGAGAAACGCGAUGCUCGGGACACAUUGCCAAAUGCCGCCCUCGUGGCUAUGUGCGCAUGCAGUACUGGCAGCGUGAUGGGUUACGAUGAGAUUUACCCAGCUCUCCUGAACCUAGUGUCUGAAACAAGGCUCUAUGGCUCGCCAUAUUCGACAAAAGACGCCAUCGCCAACAUCAAAAACGUCACAGACGGGAUUGGUGCAUGCAAAGCUAUAUUCAACACCAUUCAUACGCUCAUGGGCACUGAAGGAUACAAUGAGAGUUUCAUCCAUCACGACCAGGAGUAUAUCACAGUCCAUCGAGUCAAGCCUCAAACACGCGAAGGGUACUUCUUGAUCGCCCAUACUGCCUAUCCUGGCUCUAGCACAAACAAUGGGAAUCUGGAUCCUGUGAGACUUCCCGGAACUGAAGCUGAGAUCGUUGGUGCCUGGGUCUUGGAAGUUGACAGUUCUGCGGAAACGAGGAGGACUACGCAAGCGGACACAAAGGUCCUCCGGGGAUUGCCUAGCAGCGUGACUGAAAUCUCAGACGUCAAACUCGAGAAAGACGGCUACGAUUGCUUGAUACAUCUUCCACCAAAGUUCCCGCCUGGCAGCGUUGCAUUAUUCAAAACGAAGAUGCCAGCGGCCAGUCGUGCCCUCAUCGUGGCCGACGUGGGUCCUCAAACAAAUCUCGAGUCGUAUAUGACAUCCGACGCUGCUCAAGCCUUUGGAUCGCUCUCAUUGUGCGAGCUCAAUGUGGCGUUGUAUCGCUGUGAUGCCGAAGAGAGAGAUCUUUCUGAUAGAUCCGACGGGACAUACCAAAUUCCUGAGGCAGGAACUCUCGUCUACGCUGGCCUCCAAGGGUGGUGGUCUGUAUUAGGACCAGUCGUUCGCGACAACAACCUUGGCCAUCCAGUUUGCCAGCAUUUGCGUGAAGGUGACUGGGCAAUGGACUACAUUGUGUCACGGUUUGAAAAGCUUUCCAACCAGAGUGGAUUGCAAGGCCUUGUCAGCGUCGCAGCAUGGCUAAAGAGCAGAUUCGCAGCGAUCAAAGAACUUCCAAUGUUUCUUCAUCCACGAUACUUCGCCAUGGUCAUACGGACAGCAUACCACGCUUCGAUUGAUCGAAACAUUUCUCUCCUGAGCAGAAACAUUGGCGAUGCUCAGCAGUUCGUGAAAGACCUUUCACUCGUUUCAACCCAGAUGACAGGUCUUGUGAAUAGCGCAAGUCUCUGGCCCAAUAAAGCGGUACCAUCCAUGGCCGCCGGACUUCCACAUUUUGCUUGCGACUGGGCUAGAUGCUGGGGUCGAGAUAUUUUCAUAUCCAUGCGAGGGCUGUAUCUCAGCACUGGAAGAUUCGACGAUGCCAAAGAACACAUUCUUGCAUUUGCCAGUGUAGUCAACCAUGGGAUGAUUCCCAAUCUACUCUCUGGUGGUCGGCUUCCACGCUACAACUCCCGAGAUAGCGUGUGGUUCUUCUUGCAGGGCAUCCAAGAUUAUUGCACGCUUGCGCCAGAAGGACUGGGCUUGCUCGAGGUUGAAGUCCCAAGGAGAUUUCUACCCUACGACGAUACCUGGUUUUCACACGAUGAUCCCCGCGCGUAUAGCACACGGAGCACGGUUCGAGAAGUUGUCCAGGAAAUCAUGCAACGACAUGCAUCUGGACUCCACUUCCGAGAGUACAACGCCGGUCCGGACCUCGAUUCGCAAAUGACCGAUGCUGGGUUCAAUAUCGACAUUCAAGUUGACUGGACUAACGGUAUGCUCUUCGGCGGCAAUCAGCACAAUUGCGGUACUUGGAUGGAUAAAAUGGGAGAAAGCGAACGUGCAGGAUCCAAAGGGGUGCCUGGGACACCACGCGAUGGUGCCGCAGUGGAAAUCACCGGUCUCUUAUUCAGUACGCUUGCUUGGCUUACUCAACUGCCAGCUGCGAAGAAAUUGGCCACCAACGGGGUUGAGAAACCUGAUGGAUCGACAGUGACGUGGUCUGAAUGGGCCAAACUGAUCAAGGACAAUUUCGAGCGUUGCUAUUACGUCCCAUCGAAUGAAAGCGAGGACCAAGGCCACGACGUGGAGCCUGAGCUUAUAAACAGGCGUGGAAUAUACAAAGAUCUUUACCGUUCCGGAAAGCCGUACGAGGAUUACCAACUUCGACCCAACUUUCCGAUCGCCAUGGUCGUGGCUCCCGACCUUUUCUCUGUUUCUCAUGCCAUUUCGGCCCUUCAUGCGGGUGAUCAAUAUCUACGUGGACCAUUAGGUAUGGCAACGCUGGAUCCAGGGGACCUAAACUACCGUCCAUACUAUGUCAACAGCGAGGACAGCGACGAUUUCGCAACAAGCAAAGGGCGGAAUUAUCAUCAAGGUCCCGAGUGGGUUUGGCCACUGGGUUUCUUCCUUCGAGCCCUUCUCAUAUUCGGAUUGGCAGAAGUGGAUCAAGUAGCUGCAAAGGAGAACUGGAGUGACGAGCGACGACGAGAAAAGCACACGGAGGUGUUUCAGCAGGUCCAUCAACGCCUCAAAGGGUGUCGCGCUGCAAUUCGGGACGAUGGGAACUGGUGGAAGGGCUUGACAGAGUUAACGCAAAAGGGCGGCGAAUUAUGUCCUGAUUCGUCGCCUACACAGGCCUGGUCCGCUGGGUGUUUGUUGGAUCUGUUCCAGGAGGCGCGAGAGCUUGGAAUUGACUCUUGAUUAGCACCGAAUGAAAAGCAAGAUGGACGGCCUGGCACGCCUGGAUAACGGUUGCGUUACUGUCCCUUAGCACCAUGUUCAUCGGCUUAAGGAGCGAUAUGCUUGAACGAAUUGUUUUGUACUGUACAUAGAGGAAUAGAGAUACUUAAAAAAGGUUUAUAUUUCAAUUAUUAGAGCCA